Molecule: messenger RNA, 2494 nt
Organism: Toxorhynchites rutilus septentrionalis
Lineage: Eukaryota; Metazoa; Arthropoda; Insecta; Diptera; Culicidae
Gene: Acox3
Product: peroxisomal acyl-coenzyme A oxidase 3
Exons: 6
Coding region: 164-2413 (749 amino acids)
Biological process (GO): lipid homeostasis; fatty acid beta-oxidation using acyl-CoA oxidase
Cellular component (GO): peroxisome
Molecular function (GO): pristanoyl-CoA oxidase activity; FAD binding; fatty acid binding
Source: RefSeq, a predicted model, not a curated record
AAUUUUUGUGUGUAGCUUAGUCGGUGUUGAUCGGCCGCUUAAGUAGGGAACGUUUUUGUGUCAUUAGACUCUCUCUCUCCUGGAUAAUAUGCUAAUAUCAGUGUGAUAAUGCAAACAACAGCUACUGAUUAAAAAUAAUUAGGGCAUUGUUGUUAACAUCAGUAUGGUAUGGUUUAGUCAACUUUCGCUGGUAUCUAGAAAGAUAUUGAAAACAAUCUUCCAAAACAAAGUCGACAAUUGUAAGCAUUUGAUAACGAUACGGUGCUCAGCAACUGCUUCUGAACAAAAAGGGACAAGAAAAAUGACUGAUUUCAACACUAUUAAUAGGCCUUCAGAACAUACCAAACUUCUGAGCAAUAAGCAAUACUUUCCCGAUCUACCCGCCAGAGGUCCAUUGGCUACAUAUCGACAACGUACACAAAUCGAUUGGCGAAAAGUGAAACUUUCGUUGAACGAUGAAGCUUCUCUCAAGCUACAGUAUGAAACGUGGGAUUUUUUACAAAAUCAUCCCGUGUUUGAACGACCCAACAGAACACUAUCGAUGGACGAGUGUCGUCAUUUGGCAACCAAACGAAUGUACGUGAUCCAGAAGGCAAACCUCUUCGGCAUCGAAAAACUGCUGGAGCGACCUGAUUUCAUGGCGUUCUUCAAUCACGUAUUGAUGGCGUAUGAGCCCAGUUUUGCAGUCAAAUUUUCGCUUGGGUUUGGUAUGUUUCCAUCCGUGAUACAGGCACUAGACGUUGGUCGUCUGACGCAUCUCAUAGAGCAAAGCCAACGUGGGGAAAUUCUUGGAUCAUUUGGAUUAACGGAGAUAUCUCACGGAAGCAAUGCGAAGGGAAUGCGCACCAUCGCUACUUAUGAUAGGAAAACAAAGGAAUAUGUACUGAACAGUCCUGAUUUCGAAGCUGCGAAAUGCUGGGUUGGAAAUUUGGGUAAAACUUGUACCCAUAUGAUUUGCUAUGCUCAACUGUAUACUGAGGAUGGGAAGCAUCAUGGAUUGAAUGCAUUCGUAGUUCCAGUCAGAGAUCCAAAAACUUUGAUACCGUAUCCAGGUGUUAUUGUUGGCGACCUCGGCGAGAAAGCUGGAUUACAUGGUGUAGACAAUGGGUUUGUCAUAUUCAGACAUUACCGUAUAUCGAAAGAUUAUUUAUUGGCACGAACUGGCGAUGUCAAUGACGAUGGUAUAUUCGUUUCUCCAUACAAGAAUGAAAAUAAACGAUUUGGAGCUUCGCUUGGAGCGCUUUCUGGUGGACGAGUCGGAAUCUGCGGUAUUGCUAAUAUGUAUUUGACUAAGGCAAUAUGUAUUGCCAUCCGAUAUUCAGCUAGUCGUAAACAGUUUGGCCCUGAUGAGGACUCUGCGGAAUUGGCAGUGUUGGAAUAUCAGUCGCAACAGUUUCGAUUAUUGCCGCACCUUGCAACAGGUUUCACCAUGAAAAUAUUUAAUUUAUGGCUUGCUAAAAUUUACGGCGAUGUGUUUCUUAAAACACUAAUGGGAGAACGAGUGGAGCAUGUUGGAAUGGAAAUACACGCUCUGUCAUCCGCCGCCAAACCAAUUUGUACCUGGGCCGCACGAGAUGGGAUUCAGGAAUGUCGAGAAGCUUGCGGUGGGCAUGGUUAUCUGAAGUUGUCCACACUCGGAGACCUUCGUAACGACAAUGAUCCCAAUUGCACUUACGAGGGAGAAAACAAUGUGCUCGUACAGCAGACCUCAAAUUGGUUACUGAAUAUCCGAUCUGUAGGUUACGAGAAGUUUUCCGAAGCAUCACCUUUAGGGACAGCGAGUUUUCUUCAGCAUUUUGACCAAAUUUACAACUCCAAAGCAAAAUGGCAAACAGAAAACGAUGCAGUGGAAGUUAAUGGUUUGCUGAAUGCAUUGAAUUGGCUGGUUACAUAUCUUCUAGAAGAAUCCCACAAAAAAGCUAUGUAUUUGAAACAGAAAGGCCAUUCGCCCUUUGAAGUCAGAAACGAAAUGCAAACAUUCUACGCAAGGACUCUAUCUAUAGCUUACGGAGAGCGACUCCUUCUGUUCACCGCUGAGAAAUUCAUGAGAAAUCUGGAAGAAGGACCCGAAAAGAUCGCUAUCAUGCGUUUGAUAUCGCUUUAUGGCGCCAAUAUUGUGUUGAAACACGUGGGAAUCUUCUAUCAAGGUGGAUACUUCACUCAUACACCAGCGGCCCUUAAGUUGUUACAGCAAGGUGUUCUCGAUCUGUUGCCGUUGAUAAAAGAUGAUGCAGUCGCUUUGGUGGACGCGAUUGCACCGCCAGAUUUUGUGCUGAAUUCACCACUCGGUAUGAGCGAUGGUGAGGCCUACAAACACAUGGAAUCAGCGAUAACACAGGCGCCUGGAACUUUUGAACGAUCCGAUUGGUGGCAUGAUGUUGUUCACAGAAGUUCUAUUAAUGCUAAGCUAUAAUGAAAUUUCCAUUUAUUUGAUAUUAAAUAUUUUAGGAACGUUGAAAUUUUUGUCAACUGGGGAAAAUAAAAUAGAGAGUUU